AUGCCUGACAUUCAACUGAUCGCUGCUCAGGACAUCACAGCCCAAGCUCCCCUCAAACCAACGACAAGCAUCGUGAAGAAGGAGUGGAACGUACGCGUUUCGCCAGCCGUCGGUCGAUCUCGUAAUCCCAUUAGGGAAACUUUAGCAUCUAUAACUGCGAAUCAGCCUAGUUGUUCCAAAACACCUAUCAAUCUGGGUUUAGGUGACCCUACACAUUAUCCUCUUCACCCUCCUCCCCCUGCUGCCAUCACAGCAGUCGCGCAAGCUGCGAUAGGUGGUGGAGCCAAUGGAUAUCUGAAUGGUGUAGGGUCCACCGAAGCUAGGCAAGCAGUAGCAGACUAUCAUGAACGCUGGGAUCAAGUGAAAUACGACAUAAGCGAUAUCGUGUUGACUCAUGGUGUAGGUCAGGGUUUGGAUCUGCUCUUUUCAGUGAUGAUACCUCCCGCUUCCGUCGAGAAAUCCAACAUCCUCUUACCUCGACCUGGCUUUGCACAAUACACUGCGCUGUUGGCGAAUCUAGAUGCUGAGAUACGAUACUACGAUUGUGUAGAGGAUAAAGACUGGGAGGUAGAUCUUGAAAUGAUAGAUCAGCUCUGUGAUGAUAAUACCCGAGCGAUCUUGAUUAAUAACCCCAGCAAUCCUUGCGGAAGUAACUACAGCCGACAAGCUUUGAAGGAUAUUCUAGUUAUAGCUGAGAAACAUAAGGUUCCUAUCAUCGCGGAUGAGAUCUAUGGACAUAUGACCUGGUCAGCUCCCUUCACUCCUUUGGCCUCCCUCUCAAAUACAGUCCCAAUCAUCACUCUUUCCGGUCUCUCCAAGCGAUUCCUCGUCCCCGGUUGGCGUUUCGGCUGGUUAUGCCUUCAUGAUCCUCUUGGAAUAGCCUCCAGCAUCAAAAAUGGAAUGCAGUGCUGGGGUAAUCGGUUCAUGGGUCCUAAUAGCUUGAUACAAGCUGCUUUGCCUACUAUCUUGGCGACUGAACCAGAAUGGUAUGACGAGGUCAUCAACAAGAUUGAGGCUCUCGCCAAGAUAGUAUAUCAAGGAGUCAGUGAUGCUCCAGGUCUCAGUACCAAUUGUUCCAGCGGAGCGAUGUACAGUUUCGUAAAGAUCGAUCUAGCGGCUUUCCCAACGAUCAAGGAUGAUGUUGCGUUCGCUACUGCCCUGUACAACGAACAGGCAGUAUUCGUGCUGCCCGGACUUUGUUUUGGUAUGCCUGGAUACUUCAGGAUAGUCCUUGGAACUCCAUCGGGUGUGAUGACUGAGGUUAUCGAAAGGAUACAACAGUUUUGCAACAAACACAGUGUGAUCGAUCAAGACCAGUGA
Messenger RNA from Kwoniella botswanensis, 1320 nucleotides. RefSeq names its product tyrosine aminotransferase. NCBI's taxonomy places the organism in Eukaryota, Fungi, Basidiomycota, Tremellomycetes, Tremellales, Cryptococcaceae. Gene Ontology annotation, molecular function: pyridoxal phosphate binding; L-tyrosine:2-oxoglutarate transaminase activity. The transcript is spliced from 6 exons. Gene Ontology annotation, biological process: L-tyrosine catabolic process; biosynthetic process. The record is from RefSeq and is a predicted model, not a curated record. Bases 1 to 1320 code for a protein of 439 amino acids.